Saccostrea echinata is the source of this 1769-nucleotide messenger RNA. RefSeq names its product transcription factor 21-like. The transcript is spliced from 2 exons. Gene Ontology annotation, biological process: regulation of transcription by RNA polymerase II; developmental process. Gene Ontology annotation, molecular function: RNA polymerase II transcription regulatory region sequence-specific DNA binding; DNA-binding transcription factor activity, RNA polymerase II-specific; protein dimerization activity. NCBI's taxonomy places the organism in Eukaryota, Metazoa, Mollusca, Bivalvia, Ostreida, Ostreidae. The record is from RefSeq and is a predicted model, not a curated record. The coding region runs from base 515 to 943 and encodes 142 amino acids.
GCAUAUUAAUAUGACGAGACAAACUUUCGGGCGGUUUGUCCAGUGACAAACUAUGCCGCUCUCGGGUUAGUUGAAAUAGGCUUUUUAUCAAACUCUAAAAGAAUAUUAUCAGUUCCCAGCUAAUUAAGAUGGAAAAUAUACUGGUUUAUAUGUCAAAAAAGCAACCAAUAAUUUUGGACGGUCUUCGUCGCGCGUCAUGUCACGUGACAUGGGUUCAUGGAUCAGUCGUCAAUUUUGACACACUUUUUGUGUUGAUGGAUUCUGCUUAAUGUAUACUGGAUUUCUUAUAAAAUAAACUAUGGAUCAUUUAUAUAUGCUAAGUUUACAAGGGAUAUCCCUUUGCUUACUUUAGCUUGCCGCCUUAUCAAAUCACCGCAAAACACAGCGGGGAAGAAAACGAAGACAUCGAGGGAACGUACAUGUAGUACUGACAAAAAAGAAGCUUUCUGUGACAAAAUAAAAUAAAAACAACGAGGGAGAAUUUCAAGUUAAAAAAUAAGCUUUCUUCCCUAAAAUGCCGCGACGGAAGAAGGAAGAAAUCAUAAGUGACGAUGAAGAGGACUUUGCAAGUGAAGGCGGCAGAAAAUUUCAUAAACCCAUCCAAAGGAAUGCCGCAAAUGCACGUGAAAGAGCUAGAAUGCGAGUUUUAAGUAAAGCAUUUGUGAAAUUAAAAACAACUUUACCAUGGGUACCAGCCGAUACAAAACUUUCCAAAUUAGAUACUCUUCGUUUGGCUUCUAGUUACAUAGCUCAUUUACGUCAGGUGCUAACCAGCGAUGAUGAGGAACCAGUGCAGCCAGCAUUCAUACACCCGAUGAAUUUGACAUGGCCUUUUACAUUUAGCACUAAAGGAAGUGGCUCGGGUUCGGAAAGCAAAUCACCAGAACCUAUGAAACUGGACGUUGACGGUGAACAUUUGAUGACUGCAAAUGGCGAUGUUUGACGUAACGAUUUGUUUUUUUAAUCGACAUACCCCUGAGGAAAUCCAUAAAUGUUGUUACUGUUGUGUAACGUUGAUAUUUAAUUCAAGUUUGUCCAACCACAAAAUGUAAAAUAAUCCGGUGACUAAAUUGUGUUUGAAGGUCUUAUUUUGCAAGGCAUUGAUGGUGUAUUGUCUUUAUCCAAUUUAAAUAUAGCUACUUGUCUAUCUGAUGAUACAUUGCUAGACAGUUACAUAAUCCAGUGAAAGAUGUAUUUUUCCUCACAAUGAUGCAGUAGGAAAUCAAUACAUUUUGCUUUACAAACAGAAAAUCAAAGGAACAUGCAUUUGAUGACAGUUUCUAUAUUUUUUCUUUUUUAGAUUUUCUCUCUACUUACUGCUUCAAAUUAACAUUUAAUGUAAAUUAGAAAAAGUUAUUAUCUUAUACAUUUUAAAACUUUACAGAUCUCUGUAUAAAAGUGAGACGAGCAAUUUUUUUCGUAAUACAUGUAUGGUUUAUAUUCGUCAAAAAUGCUUGUUUGACAAUUUACACACUAGAAGCUGACGCAAAUAUAAUUUAAGUAUAAAUAUGAAUGUAUUAAAAUAUAUUAGCUAUUGAAAUAUUAUAUGAUACUAAUAUUUUACAUUUUUUAUAGAAAUAAUUCACGCCAUGUAAAUCAUUUAGACUUUGCAUUUCAGGAAUUAAUCGAUUGAUUCUCUAUUAUGCCAAUGUAAAUCAUUUUCUACAUUCGUUUAAGUUACUGGUCAUCAUCAUUCAUAAAUAUUUUUGUAAGCUGUUCUCUUCAAAUGCGGACGAAAUAGAGGAAAUAAAUGGUUUAUUGAAGAAUCA